Messenger RNA from Rhipicephalus sanguineus (brown dog tick), 858 nucleotides. RefSeq lists its product as uncharacterized. The coding region runs from base 1 to 858 and encodes 285 amino acids. Lineage: Eukaryota; Metazoa; Arthropoda; Arachnida; Ixodida; Ixodidae. The record is from RefSeq and is a predicted model, not a curated record. The transcript has 2 exons. Gene Ontology annotation, molecular function: nucleic acid binding; zinc ion binding.
AUGGUCGACAUGGCUCAGCCGCUAUACGAAGACUUCGCGGCGGUUUCGGGACUGACAGAAGCGUCGGAAGACGUGCAGUUGUUGCCGCCCGCUUCACUGAGCCUUCGUGCACCCGGCCACGAGCUCUACGAGUCGUCGCGGUUCCACAGGCGUGUUCAGCUACCCGGCGAAAGCGUCGACACGUACUACGCGGAACUGUGCAGAAUGGUGAAGCGCUGCAACUACCAGUCAGCAGCUGUCGAGGAAAGGCUCGUACGCGACCGGUUCGUCAUCGGCCUCCGUGACUCUCGCCUCUCGGAUCAGCUGUGCCGAAACGCGAAGCUGACGCUCAAGGAGGCAUGGACACAAGCCCGUCAGUCCGAAGACGCCGACAAAGAGAAGGAGUUGACCCAGAACCGCACCGAGCACGCACGCGAGCUCAACCUCGACGCUGCGAAAGCCAGCAAGUUCGCCUCUCGUCGCCGCUCCGGAGCUAAGCCUACUACGUCGCAGCCGCCAGCCGAGCGCGCUCGCGAGACGUCCACGUGUGAAUUCUGCGGCCGCGCGCCUCAACGACGUUCGGACUGCCCGGCUCGACGCUCCACCUGCAACUUCUGCAAAAAGAAAGGCCACUUCGCUGAAGUUUGCCGCUCGCGGAAGCACCAGCAGAACAAGCUCGGCUCCGUUCACCUGCAUGCCGUCGGCACUCCCGCCGCUGCAAAGUUCGUCGACGUGACCGUUGACAACACAGCGCAGUUCAAAGUCGACUCCGGCGCCGAAGUAACUGCUGUACUCAGCGACUUCCCUACGCUGCCUGCAAGCUCGACCGAGUCGACAGUCUGCUCACCGGCCCUGGAGAACAGCCACUUCGCGUUCUAG